CUUUUCACCUCUCCAUAUUCAAUUUCAUUGUUUUAUCAGAUCCUUUCUAUACCUGCAAGUGCUUGCCGUUUUCAGGACGACCUCAUUGGCCUUGUGAAUGUUGAAUUUCUGGGUUCGUUAGCUAAUGGAGCUCGUCUUAACCAUUGGAACACGUAACCUGCAACGUGCAAACAUUUGAGUGAGAAAGAAUGAGUUACAGCAGCUCCGAUAUAGGUUCUGGUAGUGGAACAGCUACAAGGACAUUUGAGUUCGGAAGGACCCAUGUGGUGAGGCCUAAAGGGAUGCACCAGGCCACUAUAAUUUGGUUGCAUGGCCUUGGUGAUAAGGGCUCAAGCUGGUCCCAGAUCUUGGAAGCCCUUCCUCUACCAAAUAUUAAAUGGAUUUGCCCCACAGCUCCUACACGACCAGUAAAAUUAUUUGGCGGAUUUCCUUGCACUGCCUGGUUUGACGUUGGAGAUUUUUCAGAAGAUGCCCCUGAUGAUUUGGAGGGAUUGGAUGCUUCAGCAGCACAUGUUGCCAACCUAUUGUCGACUGAGCCUGCUGAUGUCAAACUUGGUGUUGGGGGCUUCAGUAUGGGUGCUGCAACUGCACUCCACUCUGCCAUGUGCUUUGUUUCAGGAAACUAUGCAAAUGGAAACCUUUACCAGGUCAACCUAAGUGCAAUUGUUGGUCUUAGUGGCUGGCUCUCAUGUUCAAGGAUCUUGAGGAGCCGAGUGGAAGGGUCACAUGAGGCAGCAAGGCGUGCAGCAUCAUUACCUGUUUUUCUCUGUCAUGGGCUAGGUGAUGAUGUCGUUGCAUAUGAACAUGGAAAGAGAUCAGCGCAGACGUUAAGCUCUGCUGGAUUUCAAAAUCUCACAUUUAGGACUUAUAAUGGGUUAGGUCAUUACACAAUCCCGGAAGAGACCGAUGAAGUCUGUAGUUGGUUGACUGCAACUUUGGGACUCGAGGGAUCUUGAUCGUACUGGUGGGAUAGGAUGGAAGGAAAGCAUAUAAAAUAAGGGUUCGGAGUGGCACUCCAGAAUAGAUGGAAUGGAUAGUAUGAUUGGCGGGCACGGUUGAUCUUUUCCUAAAUAAGCUUUUUAACUGUAGCUCUCUUGUAUUUGGUUUUUGUUGGGGGGGGUGUGGAGUUCAAUCACAGGGAAACUCAAGGACAAAAGUGGGAAGAUGGGGUGUACUCUACAUGAAUAGAAAUUUUGUUUCUUUUGAUAAUGAUGAAACAUCAUAAUGUUUUUGAUACAUUGCGCAGUAUUGGAGAAAAUUUUGAAUGCAGGAUUGAAUGCUUGAAAUUA
Messenger RNA from Juglans regia (Persian walnut), 1289 nucleotides. RefSeq names its product acyl-protein thioesterase 1-like. NCBI's taxonomy places the organism in Eukaryota, Viridiplantae, Streptophyta, Magnoliopsida, Fagales, Juglandaceae. Gene Ontology annotation, molecular function: hydrolase activity. Bases 189 to 956 code for a protein of 255 amino acids. The record is from RefSeq and is a predicted model, not a curated record. The transcript has 10 exons.